AUGGGUUUGUGUUAUGUUAUUUGUGCAGCCACUGCAUUUGGUCAACUGUGGAGAUUGGAACCUUUGCCUUCUGAGAAGAAACAAAUGUGGCAAAGGGAGAUGGAAUGCCUUCUUUGUGUUGGUGAUCAUAUUGUCGAAUUUAAACCCUCUUGGCAAACAUUACCCGAUGGAAGUAAGCUCGAGAUCAUGACCUGCAGACCAAGAUCAGAUAUUUUUGUCAACCUUCCAGCUCUUCGGAAACUAGACAACAUGCUUCUGGAAAUACUAGAUAGUUUCACUAGCACGGAGUUCUGGUACGUUGAUAAGGGAAUAACAACGCCAGAACCUGAUGGCUUAGCCUCUUUUCGUAAACCAUUACAGCGCCAAGCAGAGAAGUGGUGGCUACCUGUGCCACGUGUUCCUGCUGGUGGUCUUCGAGAAGAUACACGGAAACAGUUAAACCAUAAGCGUGAAUCUGCUAAUCAGAUUCUAAAAGCUGCCAUGGCAAUCAACAGCGUUUCUUUAUCUGAAAUGGAGGUUCCUGAUUCAUACUUGGAUACCCUUCCAAAGAAUGGAAGAGCUUGUCUAGGGGACGUGAUCUAUCAGUAUAUAAUCUCCGAACAAUUCUCAUCAGAAUGUUUGCUAGAUUGCCUUGAUCUUUCCUCUGAACACGUUGCUCUAGAAAUUGCAAACCGUGUGGAGGCAGCAAUCUACAUAUGGCGUAAACGACCCUCUAGACCCUUACCCACCCCAAGCAGAUCAACUGCUAAAACGUCGUGGGAUAUGGUCAAGGACCUAAUGGCCGAUGGGCAUAAGAGGGAUUUACUAGCUGAACGAGCAGAAAGCCUCUUGCUUUGCUUGAAACACCGGUUUCCUUCUCUCACUCAAACCUCAUUGGACACCAGCAAGAUUCAAUGUAACAAGGAUGUAGGAAAGUCGAUUUUGGAGGGUUACUCAAGAGUCUUGGAGAGUUUAGCAUUCAACAUUGUGGCACGAAUCGAUGAUCUACUAUAUGUAGACGACUUAUCUAAACAAUCAGAGAAUCGAUCAUCUAGAGUCAGCACAAGUAGUCACAAGAGGGUCUCAGUUUCCACCUCAAGCUCACCAUACAAAACAGCUUUUGGAACUCCAAAGUUUUCACCUGGACCGCUAAUAAGCCCUGCAAGAGGGGACCGAACUCCUUUCUUAACCGGCAACAGCAACAGUAACAAACCACCAAGCCGGGGUUGUGGGGUCAGACGGGCUUUAACCAACUAUCUUGGUGGUGAAACAAGGGUCAGGAGUAGUUGUCAAUUGCUAGAAGGUCCUGGUUGUCUUUCUACAAGAAAUGCAGAUAUGCCGCCUGCUCGGAAUACCCUGGAUGGUCAACCAAGCCAAAAGGAAAACCGAACUCCGGUGAAGUCAAAGAGAACGGAUCGCUGAGCCACAAUUUGAAGAAUGGAUCAAAGGAAAGAGAGUUUAUAGGGGUUUUCAGAUAAUAUCACUGUUUAUGUUUAGUUGAUGAUGCUAAAAGUUCACUUUCAUAUUCUGUUUGAUUAUAUUUUUGUCAA
Messenger RNA from Cynara cardunculus var. scolymus (artichoke), 1529 nucleotides. Its product is annotated as rop guanine nucleotide exchange factor 5-like. The record is from RefSeq and is a predicted model, not a curated record. The transcript has 5 exons. The coding region runs from base 1 to 1401 and encodes 466 amino acids. Lineage: Eukaryota; Viridiplantae; Streptophyta; Magnoliopsida; Asterales; Asteraceae. Gene Ontology annotation, molecular function: guanyl-nucleotide exchange factor activity.